CACGCACGCUGUUCCCACCGUUCCUCCGGCCAACACUACCGCCACGAGUUUGACUUUCUGCAUGGCGACGAGCAAGAUGGACACGCACAAGGCUGCCAUUCCGCGAAAUGCAUCACGCGCCGGGGCUCGACAGGCCCGUCGCGUGCCUUUGGCAUGCGAAACGUGUCGACAACGGAAGACCAAAUGCAGCGGCGACACGCCGGUUUGUCGCCAGUGCAAGGAGAUACGCAUCUCAUGUCACUAUCCGAUGUCGUGGCGAGAUCGGACUAACGCACGAAUAGGCCAUCUGUCCGAGCAGAUUGACAAUUACGAGACCCUGCUCAGGGAAAUUGGCGCCUACGUUGACGGUCGGGCUGCCGAUGAUAUCGAGAGCACGCUGAGAAAGUACGCCGUGGUCGAUGGGAACCAGUCACCUCUAUCCCAGCCCAAUGCUCCGGGGACCGAGAGGAACGACGAAGACAUCCCCAGCUCACCUUUGUCCGUCGGAUCACUCGAAGCUAAUGACUGUGUCGAAGAGGACUUGAACCGGUCGCCCAGCGCGCGUGCUACGGGGUACGUGGGCAAGAACUCGGAGAUCACCUGGCUGCAGACGGUGCAGAGAGAAUCCCGCGAGUACUCCCGGCCGUCGAACGAGCCCCCCGAAGACGAGGCGCGGUCGGAAACCUCGCUGCCGGCCGUGAAUUAUCAUCUGGACACGCUGGAUAUCUCCGUGCCGGGCCCCGUGCAAGUAUACCAGAUGCCGCCGCGACCGAUUGCAGACCGGCUGUUUGACGACUAUUUGGACACGGUGCACCCGUCCUUCCCCAUCAUCAACCGUUCCUUGUUCCGGUCGCAGUUCGAGAAGUUCUUCGGGGAUUCGGUGCGGCCGGGCGACAAGUGGCUGGCCAUCUUAAACCUCAUCUUUGCCAUCGCCGCCAAACAUGCUCACCUCACCCAGGCGCCCUGGCGGGGGGAAAAGGACGAUCAUCUGGUCUAUCUAACCCGGGCGCGCAUUCUCAGCAUGAACGGGGACACGCUCUUCAGCCACCCGGAGUUGCAGCAGGUCCAGGUCGAAGGGCUGACGGCCUUCUAUCUGCUCGCAUGCGAUCAAAUCAACAGAGCCUGGCGAAUUACCUCGCUGGCCAUUCGGUCCUCGGUCUCCCUGGGACUCAACUUGAGGGACGCCAGCGGAGCCACCGUGCCGGCGUCGAAGGAAGCGCGCUAUCGCGUCUGGUGGUGUCUGUAUGCCUUCGAGAACCUGCUGGGCGUCAUGACGGGCCGCACGACAUGCAUCCCCGAUGGCAUUAGUAAAACACCCUUCCCUCUGCCGCUUCCAGAGGAGCAGUUGUCGUCGCCGAUAGCCGCCCGUCUUUUGACCGACUACGAGUUUCAUCUGCAAUCCGUCGAGUCCUCCUUGGCCUUCCACGAACGGCAUCCUCUGGGAGGAAGGCAAUUGAGCGAGCAGGGGAACGAGGACAAACGGCUGUGGUUCCAGAGUCUGCCCCCCAGCGCAGCCCUAGGAUUCACGUAUUACGUGGAUCUGGCGGUGAUCAACCAGGGGACCGUCAAUCACGUCUACUCGCCGGACUGCUGUCUGAUCUCCUGGCGCGAUAUCGAACGCCGCAUCCGAAUCCAGAAAUCUCGAAUUGAUCUGUGGCAGGCCAAUCUUCCUCAUGAAUACAGUUUAACGCCCUCUGUUGACGCCCGUCCCGCGCUGAACCAGGGCGAGCUUUUUCUCGCCUUCCACCUUUACAGUUCCCGACUGACGCUGAGCCGUCCGUGUCUUUGUCGCCGGGACACGCAGAAGGAGGAAUCCUUCAGUCGCGAGAUGGCUCGCGUGGCGGUAGAUUCGGCGCGCGGAAUGCUGGACCUCCUCCCCGACGUCCCUGACGCCGGCUGGCUCUAUCAGACCUGUCCCUGGUGGUGUAUUCUGCACUACAUGAUGCAGUCGGCGGCGGUUCUUCUUCUCGAGCUUUCCUGGCGCUGCGUGCACAUGCCCGGAGCCGACAUGACAAUCCUGCAGUACUGCAAGAAAGCCGUCCGGUGGCUUUCCGGCAUGUCGGCUCACAGUCAUGCGUCUCGUCGCGGCUGGGAGCUGUGCGACCGUAGUCUUCGACGCAUCUCCCAGGGCAUGGAUUACGACGUCAGUGAUGUACCCCCGUUCCGCCAUGCGCCCUCGUCGCAUCUGCCAGCUGACCCUGCACCCCCAUCCAACGCCCCCGCGAGGCCCGAGCCUCAAGGGCCGGAAUUGUCGUCGUCGCCGCUGUCGACAUCGGACUUUCCGUUUGACCCCAUCACGGGCGAGUUCCUCCGCUCCUUUUUCCCCGGGGCGGAAGAGCCGGAGGACUGGGACUGCGUGUGAGGGCUGUACAUAAAGACAUCGAGUGUAUAUAGUAGAAGAUGUAGGUGAAG
Messenger RNA from Aspergillus steynii IBT 23096, 2391 nucleotides. RefSeq lists its product as uncharacterized. Lineage: Eukaryota; Fungi; Ascomycota; Eurotiomycetes; Eurotiales; Aspergillaceae. Bases 62 to 2341 code for a protein of 759 amino acids. Gene Ontology annotation, molecular function: DNA-binding transcription factor activity, RNA polymerase II-specific; DNA binding; zinc ion binding. The record is from RefSeq and is a predicted model, not a curated record. Gene Ontology annotation, biological process: DNA-templated transcription; regulation of DNA-templated transcription. The transcript is spliced from 4 exons.